GUGGUUUUUGGCUGCAACAGAGGAGGUGUUCGUUUGAGCUGCAGCGCAGCUGUAAGAACUUUCUGGAUAUUGUUUUAUAUUUUUAAUAACAACUUGUGUUUGUGUUUACUUUGGAUGGAAUGAGCUGCUGUGGGGAUCCGCGGUGAGGUUUUUUUUGCUGGGCGAAAGUGUUGCGGUGCCAACAGGGCAGCGAGUUGCCACCACUGCUACUGCAGCGGAUCUUCUUGGAGAUCUGAAGAGCAAUAACACGACGACGCAAGAAUUUCUACUAGGCUACACUCUUCUGCACCCUGUGUGUAUGCCAGCGGCCCCGCCUCCACCCACCGAGACAAAGAGACAGUGUUACUGACAAAAGGGCUCACUCCGUUCAUGCCGUUGUUCUAUGGAACAAACACGGCAAGGCGCUGAAAAGCAAUGCACAGAGUGAACUCUCCCUCUUCCUGCCUGUUUGGAGAUGGACGUGAAGCUGAUCUUGAUAUCGACGUUGUUAGGAGUCUUCUGCAGCGCCCAGAAAGAGGGGAACGAGUGCAUCAGUGCUAAUGCCAAAUACUGCGGGGAGUGCAUCCAGGCUGGAGCAAAAUGUGGCUGGUGUACAGACCCGGACUUCCUAAAACAAGGCGAGACCGUCUCGACCCGAUGUGACGAGCUGCAGUCUCUGAAGAGCCGAGGUUGCAAAGAGCAGAUGAUCGAGAACCCUCAUGGAGAAAAGAGGAUCCUCAAGAACAAGAUGGUGACGAACCGCAGGAAGGCAUCACAGAAGCUGAAGCCGGAGGACAUCACGCAGAUCCAGCCUCAGAAGCUCAGCCUCACCCUCAGAUCUGGUGAGCCGCAGGCUUUCAACCUGAAGUUCAAGCGGGCAGAAGAUUAUCCCAUCGACCUGUACUACUUGAUGGACCUGUCCUACUCCAUGAAGGACGAUCUGGAGAACGUGAAGAACCUGGGAACCAGCUUGAUGCUAGAAAUGUCAAAGAUCACCUCAGACUUUCGGAUAGGUUUUGGUUCUUUUGUGGAGAAGACGGUCAUGCCGUACAUCAGCACGACCCCGGCCAAGCUGCUCAACCCGUGCACCGGCGACCAGAACUGCACCAGCCCGUUCAGCUACAAGAACGUGCUGAAGCUCACCAGCGAUGGCAAGAAGUUCAACACCCUGGUGGGCCAGCAGCAUAUCUCAGGAAACCUGGACUCACCUGAAGGGGGCUUCGAUGCCAUCAUGCAAGUUGCCGUGUGUGGGGAUCAGAUUGGUUGGAGGAAUGUGACUCGCCUCCUGGUCUUCUCCACCGACGCCGGCUUCCACUUUGCGGGAGACGGCAAGCUCGGUGGCAUCGUGCUGCCCAACGAUGGAAAAUGUCAUUUGGAGAACAACGCUUACACCAUGAGCCACUACUACGACUAUCCCUCCAUCGCUCACUUGGUUCAGAAGCUCAGUGACAACAACAUCCAAACCAUCUUUGCUGUCACAGAGGAGUUUCAGCCCGUUUACCAGGAGCUGAAAAAUCUGAUACCCAAGUCUGCAGUGGGCACCCUGUCUGCCAACUCGAGCAACGUCAUCAACCUCAUUAUAGACGCUUACAACUCGCUCUCAUCUGAGGUCAUUCUGGAGAACAGCAAGCUUCCAGAGGGCGUGACCAUCGCUUACACGUCCCGCUGCAAGAACGGCGUGGUUAGCGAGGGGGAGAAUGGACGCAAGUGCUCCAAUAUCUCCAUCGGAGACGAGGUGGCGUUUACCAUCAGCGUGACGUCGAAGGGCUGCCCGAAGCGAGGCAAGCCCGAGACCAUCAAGAUCAAACCGUUAGGCUUCACGGAGGAGGUGGAGAUCACGCUCAACUUCAUCUGCGAGUGUGAAUGCCACAAGGAGGGCGUGGCCAACAGCGACCACUGUCACUACGGAAACGGGACCUACGAAUGCGGGGCCUGCAAGUGUAACGAGGGCCGCGUGGGCCGCAAGUGUGAAUGCAGCAGCAACGAUGUGGCCAACGAGGACAUGGACCGCACCUGCCGCAAAGACAACGGCACCGACAUCUGCAGCAACAACGGCGACUGCGUGUGCGGCACGUGCGAGUGCAAGAAGAGAGACAAUCCCGAAGAGCGCUACAGCGGCCAGUACUGCGAGUGCGACAACUUCAACUGCGACCGCUCGGGAAACAAACUCUGCGGAGGGCACGGGCGCUGCGAGUGCCGCGUGUGCGUGUGUGACAACAUGUGGACGGGCAGCGCCUGCGACUGCUCUUUGGACACAAGCACGUGUCUGGCCAGCAACAAGCAGAUUUGCAACGGCAGAGGGAAGUGCGAAUGCGGCACGUGCAAGUGCACAGACCCCAAAUUUCAGGGUCCCACGUGUGAAACCUGCCCCACCUGUCCGGGAGUGUGCACGGAACACAAGGAGUGUGUGCAGUGUCGGGCGUUCGGCACGGGGGAAAAGAAGGACACGUGCGAGAGGGACUGCAGCUACUUCAACUUAAUCAAAGUCAAGGACCGGGACAAGCUGCCCCAGCCCAACGACGCCUCCUACCCUGUCAUGCACUGCAAGGAGCGAGACGCCAACGACUGCUGGUUCUACUACACGUACGCCGUCAACAACAACACCGAGAAGGAAGUGCAUGUUGUGGAAACGCUUGACUGCCCUGCCGGUCCUGAUAUCAUCCCUAUCGUGGCGGGCGUGGUGGCCGGUAUCGUCCUGAUCGGUUUAGCCCUGCUGCUCAUCUGGAAGCUCCUGACCAUCAUCCACGACAGACGAGAGUUUGCCAAGUUCGAGAAGGAGAAGAUGAACGCCAAAUGGGAUACGGGUGAAAAUCCCAUCUACAAAAGUGCUGUUACGACGGUGGUCAACCCCAAGUACGAAGGCAAAUGAUGACGAAUCGGGGACAGCCGCAGUGUUGACUUCUGAGGGGGAGGAAGAUGAUGGGGUCGGGGUUUAUUAGCUUUGUCAUGACCGUGCACCGUUUGGCCACUGCUUAUUUUUACUAACACGUAUUUAUAUGCUUCUGUUGUAUUUUGGCUGUACAGUACAUGUGUAUAUACUUUUGAAGAUGCGUACUUGCUGUUUUUCUUUCCCGCCAAAGGACUUUUAGCAACAGAAUCUACAUGGAAAUAUUCCUUCUGCUUCUUCGUCAUACUUGAUGUGCACUUCUUGUCCGUCUGUGGUGUCUUUCUGUGUUUGUACGAGCAGCGCAGUGUGCAUUUGUAUAUACAGUACCUGGGGAACGGCGGCCGGUUCUCCUGUUCUGAAGCUGCGGGGGUGAGGAUGUAAAACUAUAUUGUGGACUGCAGCAGAUUUUAUUGCACUCUUGGCUUCUGAUGAUUUGAAAACAAGAUGAAAUGUUAUGAAGUAUCAUUUGCGUGGUUGACAUGCGAUCACAAAAGGGACUGCAAACCACUCGACAGAUUACGAAACCGUGGCGCUCUGGAACAACCCAGCGAUUCAUAGAAAUGACAUUUAUGACUCCUCCUCAGGUCCUUCUCCUGUGUUUCUGCCAAUUAGUCAAAAAUAUGACGUUAACGUUUCACAUCAGCCUCUGACGCGACACACACAUGCACGCACACGCCUUGACAGUAUUGUUUGCCAAGUGCCUUUAUUCCAAUGCCACCUUCUCUCCCAAUGCUGUAAUGACUUAUUUAUUAAAUACACUACCAAAAUGG
Molecule: messenger RNA, 3636 nt
Organism: Dunckerocampus dactyliophorus (ringed pipefish)
Lineage: Eukaryota; Metazoa; Chordata; Actinopteri; Syngnathiformes; Syngnathidae
Product: integrin beta-1-like
Exons: 17
Coding region: 455-2848 (797 amino acids)
Biological process (GO): integrin-mediated signaling pathway; cell-matrix adhesion; cell migration
Cellular component (GO): cell surface; integrin complex; focal adhesion
Molecular function (GO): collagen binding involved in cell-matrix adhesion; fibronectin binding; integrin binding
Source: RefSeq, a predicted model, not a curated record